Messenger RNA from Drosophila kikkawai, 268 nucleotides. RefSeq lists its product as uncharacterized. The record is from RefSeq and is a predicted model, not a curated record. NCBI's taxonomy places the organism in Eukaryota, Metazoa, Arthropoda, Insecta, Diptera, Drosophilidae.
UGCUGAAGACAAGAAAUCUACCAUGAACUUCUCCUGGCUUGCCGUUCUUCUCUUGGCCAUCUUUGCCAUGGCUGUGUCCGCCGACAAGUGCUCUGCUCCCUUCAAGAAGGAGGGCAAUCAGUGCGUUACAAAUCGUACCAUUCGCGGAGAAUGCCCACCCCACUCCCAAUACAGUGCCAAGAUCAACAAGUGUGUCUACAAGUAAAAAUAUACUAAAUAGAAAACUAAAAUAAAAACUAAACAAAAGAAACAAAUACUUUUAAAAUAA